Messenger RNA from Nomia melanderi (Alkali bee), 4467 nucleotides. It is a transcript of the gene Lerp, whose product is annotated as lysosomal enzyme receptor protein. The record is from RefSeq and is a predicted model, not a curated record. Gene Ontology annotation, biological process: lysosomal transport. Gene Ontology annotation, molecular function: D-mannose binding; signaling receptor activity. NCBI's taxonomy places the organism in Eukaryota, Metazoa, Arthropoda, Insecta, Hymenoptera, Halictidae.
CAGCCUUGAAUAUUCAUGGAAUCGUCAAAAACCAAAGCUGUAACGUGAUAACAUUGAUACAUUUAAUUAAUCUAUGGUGUUUACUUCUUAUUAUGUAAUACCGCAGAUGAAGUAUUGCGUCUAAUUUUUUACACAGUCGGUAAUUCAGAACACGUGACACGAAGUUGUGUAAGGUGCAAUAUCUAUCCUUAUAUCUCGUCUGUGGUGAAAGCAAACGCAGUUUCGUCUAGGUUUAUUCAGAGUCAGAGUGAAACAUUACCACGAAAUGAUAUUAUGUUAUCUUUAUGUUUUGUGGGUUCACAUCACAAGCGCCACUUAAACUCUUUCUGUGACAGCCCUGUACUAUUUUUUUUAUUCUCAACCAAUAGAGUUUUCAGCUGUUACUGUUAUUUUUCAACUGUCAUUCAUUCAAAGUACAUAUAUCCUGAAGGAAAUCUUUGUAUCUAUGUUGAUAAAGCGGCAUUAAUCUUUACCUUAACAUUAUUUUUGAGUAAUCGUUCGUUUUUUACACCCAAUAACGAACGAUAUUGUUAUGCUCGUGAAUACUAAAAAUAUUUACAAUUGAUUAACGAAAAGAAAUGUACGAGUUAACCGUUUUAAUAUCUUUUUACUGUUCUAUAACAGUUGCUGUAUUUGCUGAUACAUCUAUAAAUCAGAAAUCUUUUUGUAUUAUUCAAGAACCUUCUUUAAAUCUUUUCAAGUACAACUUUACAAAUCUUUCUGAUCCUACAAAAGAUAUUAUUAUACUUCAUGAUUAUCCAAUUGAAGCUUUAAGAAUACAGUUAUGUACUCCGUUGAAACAAAAAUGCAAAGGGAAGGAUGGAUAUGCAAUUUGUCUGAUUCGAAACAAAGAAGAAAUAGGAAUAGGAAAGUUUCCACCAGAAGUAAAAAUAAAGAAUGGAAGAAUAAUGUUUGUAUUUAUAGGCAGUGAUUGUACAGCAAAAGAAAAAUAUAUAACAAAAAUUAUUAUGAAGUGUGAUUAUGCAGCUGGAAAUAAUUCUCUUCCCGAAUUAAUGCCUCAUACAUUGGACGGAUGUGAAUUACACUUAAUUUGGAAGACUGCACUUGCUUGUGGUCCACAAACUGUAUCUAAUUGUACAGUAAUAAAUAAUGGAUCACACUAUGAUCUAUCAUCGUUAACAAAAUAUUCUGAAAAUUAUGUUAUUUAUUUGGGUAGUGGAAACUCUUCUUCUUUAGUAGAUAGUGGAAACUCUUCUUCUUUAGUGGAUAAUGGAAAAAUUAUAUUAAAUGUUUGUCAUUCUGUGAUAUUUGAAUAUGAUGCCUUAUGUGAAACGAAAUCAGGAGCCUGCUUACAGAAAACAAAAUCUGAAUAUGUAAAUUUAGGUGAUGUUGCACAACGACCACUUUUUGAGGAUGGAAAAUUAAAACUUAAAUAUCAAGAUGGAAGCAUGUGUAAAGUGAGAAAUAUUACAGAACCACAUAUUAAAACUACUAUUACUUUCAUAUGUGAUUUUGAAGCCAUUAAAACUGAAACAAGUCCCGAAUAUGUUGGAGGAAGCAAAGAGUGUCAUUAUCAAAUAAUCUGGAAAACAGCAGCUGCAUGUAGCGUGGAAUCUUUACGUAAUCAUAGUGCAACAACUGCUGGCAAAUGUACAGUGACUAAUCCUCUUACUAAUUUUGUGUAUGAUUUACAAUCUUUAAUGAAGGAAGACUAUUAUGCUACGGCACAGAAUGGCACGCAAUAUAAAUUUGCAAUAUGUAAAUCGCCUGUGAAUACGAUAUGUACAGCAGAAACAGGAAUAUGUUCCACUAAAAACGGUGUAUCUAUGGGAAAGUAUAAUACAAAUUUAAUAUGGCAAGAAGGUGGACCAUAUUUAAAUUAUACAGAUGGAGAUUUGUGUGAAGGUGGGCAGCAUCAUUACACAGUUAUUGCGUUCGUAUGCGGAGCAGAAGGAGUUUCCAAAGAACCACUUGUAAUGGAACAAAAGCCCUGUCAAUUAAUUAUACAUUGGAAUAUUGACCUAGUUUGUGAGAAAAGGAUAAAAUGUGCUUCAAUGAAUUAUGAGACGGAUUUAAGUUCGUUAAUUAAAUCUAAUCGUAACUAUGUUGUGAAAGUGAAUGAAACAGAAUUUCAUAUAAAUAUAUGCAGACCCUUAAUACCUGUACCAAGUUUAACAUGCGCACAUGGCAGUGCUGCCUGCAAAGCUACUUUGAAUUCAAAUAAGGAGUACAUAAGUCAAGUCAGUUUAGGAUUUCCAAAAGAAAAUCCUGUUUUGGAUGCAAAUCGUGAUACAGUGUUACGUUAUAUAGGUGGAUCACCCUGUCCUGAAGAUCCUACUAAAUUAAUUUCUUCAUAUUUUACAUUCUUAUGCCAGUAUAAUGACAAGGGAUUUCCAGAAUUUAAGGAAUAUACAGAUUGUACUUACAUUUUUGAAUGGAAAACAAGUGUAACAUGUGGAUCUGUAAUGGGAACAUGGACGCCACCUUGUAUUAUAAAAGACCAGUUACUUUCAAACGAAUGUAAUCUAUCCUUGUUAUAUGAAAAUCAACAAGUAUAUCAUGUCAAAAAUAAACAAGGAAGAGACUAUAGCAUAAGUAUAUGCGGGGGAGGAAAAUUCUGCAAUGGUUCUGCCGUGUGCCAAGAUAACAACGGGUAUGGAUCAUUGGCAAAUGUCAUUUUUGAUUACGGCAGAGAUGUUAUAAAACUCAAAUAUUCGAAUGGUGAUAAAUGUGUAUAUAAUUCUUAUACGUCUGAAGUACGAUUUAUAUGCACCGAAUCUGUGGGGAUUGGUAUACCAAAGUUGCUAUGGGAAUCGCAGUGCAGUGUAGAAUUCGAGUGGCACACAAGCGUUACUUGCGCCUGCAAAUCAAGCUCGCCACAACCAAUGCCUGCAAUAGAUGAUACACACGGAGGUGUUCAAGAAUUCUCUCCUAGUCACACUGGUACGGUGGCUGGCAUCGUACUGAGUGUUAUCGCUCUGGUAGCAGUGCUGCUUUAUUUCCGAGAUCCGGAUAAGAGGACGUGCUUGCGUUCUUGCUGGCAUCCAUUUUCAUCUAGGAGGGGCAGUGGGCGCGUUCAGUACUGCAGAGUUGAUACCACAGAGGAGGCUAGAUUGUUACUCGAUGUUGAUCCUACUCAGUGUCAAACCGAUAGUGAUGAUGAUCUUCUGAAUGCAUAGUCACAUUUGGCUAUCUUUUUAGGAAAAACUUUUUACACUCUAUCUUAUCUAAGUCCCUAAUCGCAUUAAAAGGAAACAAUGCUAAUCUAAACUAAGAGAUUUCUAUGUGGAAAGUCUGUUCCGUUAUUGCUAUCGGUUAAAUUGGUCUAAAUUAAUUGUAUAUUCUAUCUACGGGGAGAACUGAAUUUGAGUCACAACGCGUUCAUUAAGCUCUUAAAAUUUCCAUAUGUUAGAAAAAGAAUAGCAGCUUUAAUUCAAACUUCAUUGUGUUAUUAUUCCGUGCCAUGAAAUGUUCUAAACAUUUAUUAGCAAGAUAUAGUAUCAUGUUCUCUGAGAAACAGGGGAAAAUUAUAAUAGCUUGACGUUGAUCAAGCAUUUGUACAGAAAAGUCAUUUGAUAGUUUUAUAUUUAUUUUCUAUUAUUUCGAAAAAUUUCUACAUGCAUGUUUUAAUAGCUUAUUCAAAACAGAAAUUAAUACAUAUAUAACUAUUUCAGUUUUAAUAGAACACUAAUAUUCACAACAUUGUGAAUUAUGUCAACACAUGUCAAGUCUUCCAAUAAAUUUAAAGAUGUAAAAUUUCGAAUAAUCUGAUUUGUCAGUUUCAAGUAUCGUAAAUUUGUAAUUUUUUCCAUGUAUGUAAAAAAUAGUAUAACAUAAUACCGUAGAAAAACGUUUCACAUUUGUAAUUUGUAUGGUAUGGAAACUUUUUGAGGGUUGAAUGAACAAAACGUAUAUACUCAAAAAUGUCUUGAUAUUAUAAUGUAUUUUAAUUCUGUGACAUUAAUUAAACAUUUUUAUUUUACAUUUUUCUGUGAAAAUAAUAAAGAUAUUUCUGUGUUCUAAUAUAUUGUACGAUAAUUAUAUUCCUUUUUUAGAUAAAGAAAUAAAAGGGAAAGUUUUGAAAAGUUCUUACUUUGAAAGCUCAGUAGCUUCGUGAAACACUAUGUUAAUAAUAAUAACAGAAAUUCUUUAUUAUACUCACAAUGUAAUUAUAUAUUAAUAUAUUAAAUUAAAAAAUGUUUGCUUUGUUUAAUGCGUUCAACUUCUUUAUAUGUUUAUAUUACACAUGCAAACGUAAUAUUAGGGAAGUUUGUGAUGAUUUCUAUAUAAUGAUUUAGUCUAUAAUCAGACAUUGUUGUCUCACUAUACCUCGGUGAUAUAAAUAUGUAAUUAUAAAAGAAUCUUUAUUCUGUAAAUUAACCAAAAAAUUUUUAAAUGUUGUGACUAUAAAUAAUACUAUUACUAUCUAUAAAUAUAUAUAUAUUCAUUAUUUAACCCUACCUUAAGAAAUAAUGACAACGAUAUUCUAGUUCACGUAAAUGUCUU